This is a messenger RNA of Benincasa hispida (wax gourd), 813 nucleotides long. RefSeq lists its product as uncharacterized. The record is from RefSeq and is a predicted model, not a curated record. Lineage: Eukaryota; Viridiplantae; Streptophyta; Magnoliopsida; Cucurbitales; Cucurbitaceae.
ACCAUUUUUCUAAACUCCUCUCUUCACAAUCUCCAUCCAAUUUUCUUCUUUCCGCCGCGCCAUGUUUCCUUCCCGUCUCCGCCGUUGCUUCUCUUCAAAUCCCUCCUCUUCCUCCGCCUACCGCCGCCUCUACUCCCCUCCUCAACCGAUCUCCGACACACUCUCUCCCCAGCCAAAUCCUUCGCCGUCGCCGAUCUGGCCGAUUUCGAUCGGCGACGGUGGAAGCGGAAAUGAAGAAAAAUCUAGUGCGAUGUAUCGGAUUGAGAAUGAGUUGAGAGCGAUGAACGAGGAGGCGGCGACGCACUGCAGUUUCGGACCGGUGGGCGACGAUAUUUUCCGGUGGGAAGGGGUUGUGAUUGGGCCUGCUUGUUCUUGCUAUGAAGGGGGUAUUUUUCAACUUUCAAUUCAAUUUCCCUCCAACUACCCCUUAAGACCUCCCUACAUCAAGUUUCUAACCAAGAUAUUCCAUCCAAAUGUAGGGUCAGAUGGAACCAUUUUUAUGGACAUAUUGAAUGAAAAUUGGUCUUCAGCAUUGACUAUUGAGAAACUUCUACUUUCAAUAUGCUCAAUCCUUUCAAACCCAAUUCCUCAAGGCUCCAUUAACGAAGCUUCUACAAUGUACCUCGAUAAUUGGCUUAAUUACAGUAAGAUUGCAAGAGAAUGGACCAAAAUAUAUGCCAUGCCAAAUUGAUCAUCUCACCUCUAAACAAACGCCAUUCUAUUGUAAAUAUUGUUUACUAUAUGGACUAAAUAGUAUGUAAUGAAUGAUAUCAUUCAAUUGGUUUUAGGGCUCCUAAAAGGUUGCAUUUUUAA